CAGCCAGGUUGCUAAGAAUAUAAAACCACCCUGCACUUCCACUGUGCAGUCAGUCUGAUGCGACAUCAAAGGAAUAAAGUUGUUGAAACAAUACUGCUGCCAUGGCAACGUGUACAGGACAUACAAAGGGAGAGCUUAUGGAGCAGAUAAACACCUCAACACAGCAACAAUGCCAGCAGAUGACAGAUAAUGACGAGAAGACACUGAGGAAAGUUACUAAUGGAGAUUCAGAGAUGAUGUCAGUUUUAUCGGCAGAGAAAGCAUCUCAGAUGCUUUACCAAGAUCUCUGCAACUUUCUUGACACAGACCUUAAGGUGGGUUUAUCACACGAAGAAGCAGCCAGUCGCAGGAAGGUUCACGGCCCUAAUGAAUUUGAAAUCAGCAAAGAAGAGCCAUUAUGGCGGAAGUACCUUGGACAGUUCAACAAUCCUUUAAUAUUGCUGCUUCUUGCAUCUGCAGUGGUAAGUGCAGUGAUGCGACAGUUUGAUGAUGCUGUUAGCAUCACAAUAGCCAUUAUUAUAGUUGUGACUGUUGGGUUUGUGCAGGAGUAUCGAUCUGAAAAAUCUCUGGAAGCUCUUACCAAACUUGUUCCACCAAAUUGUCAUUGUCUUCGCAAUGGUAACGUAGAGACAUUUUAUGCCCGAGAUCUUGUGCCUGGUGAUGUUGUCUACCUCAGUAUUGGAGACAGGGUACCAGCAGACAUCCGUCUUUGUGAGGCUGUUGACCUCGCAAUUGAUGAAUCUAGCUUUACUGGAGAGACUCAGCCCAUAGCCAAAACAACAGCAGCUCAACACAAUGGCGGAUCAAAUGGAGUUUCAAAUUUGAAAUGUGUAGCUUUCAUGGGGACUCUGGUGCGCUGUGGCAAUGGCAAGGGUGUAGUUUUUGGUACCGGAGAGAAUUCUGAAUUUGGAGAGAUUUUUAAAAUGAUGCAAGAGGAAGAGGCACCCAAAACCCCACUCCAGAGAAGCAUGGACAUUCUGGGCAAGCAGCUGUCCUUCUACUCAUUCUGUAUCAUUGGUGUGAUUAUGUUAUUGGGAUACAUACAAGGUCGCCACUUACUUGAUAUGUUUACCAUUGGAGUCAGUUUGGCAGUUGCAGCUAUUCCUGAAGGUCUUCCUAUCGUUGUCACCGUUACCCUUGCUUUAGGGGUGAUGCGCAUGGCAAAACGCAAAGCCAUUGUUAAGAAGUUGCCCAUCGUAGAAACACUUGGUUGUGUUAAUGUGAUAUUUUCUGAUAAAACUGGGACACUUACUAAGAAUGAGAUGACUGUUACCCAGGUGUUUACUGCAGAUGGUCAACAUGCUGAUGUAAGUGGUGUCGGUUACAAUGGUGAUGGUGAUGUGACGUCUCAUGGAGAUGUCAUCAGAGAAUAUUCCAACAACUCUUUUUACAAGAUAGCUGAGGUAUCCUGUUUAUGUAACAAUGCAGAGAUUACCUUGAACGGUCUCCAUGGUCAACCAACAGAAGGAGCACUUAUUGCUUUUGCUCUCAAGAUGAACCUCUAUGAUAUCAAACAACAGUUUAUACGGAUUCAAGAGAUUCCUUUCAACUCCGAUUCCAAGUUUAUGGCUGUCAAAUGUGUCUCCAAGUAUAACAAGUCUGAUGAAGGAAUUUACUAUGUGAAAGGUGCUCUUGAAAGGGUGCUUCAGAUGUGUACCAAAUUUUACAGCCACGGGUCUGUGUUGUUACUGCAAGAGAAAUAUGUUUUAGAUUGUUAUAGCCAAGCUGCCAGGAUGGGUACUUGUGGUCUGAGAGUUCUUGCAAUGGCCUAUGGCACCAACUUAAAAGAGUUGGUGUUUGUGGGUUUAGUUGGCAUCAUCGACCCUCCCAGACCUGGAGUGCGUGACGCCAUCCUGCAGCUAAUGAGAGGAGGCGUAAAAGUAAAGAUGUUAACUGGAGAUUCAGAAGAAACGGCACGAGCAAUUGGAGCCCGAUUAGGUUUAUACUCGGUAGGAGCUGGUUCCCUGUCUGGAGACGACAUUGAUAGUAUGGAUGUGAAACACUUGCAGAAAAUCAUUAGUAAUGUUUCCAUAUUCUACCGUACCAGUCCUCGACACAAGAAUAUCAUCAUCAAGGCAACACAGAACACAGGAGCAAUAGUUGGAAUGACAGGAGAUGGUGUCAAUGAUGCAGUGGCCCUGAAAGGCGCAGAUAUUGGAAUAUCUAUGGGGAAAUCGGGAACUGAUGUCUCUAAAGAAGCUGCAGAUAUGAUUUUAGUGGAUGAUGAUUUUUCCAUCAUUCUGUCAGCUAUCGAAGAAGGAAAAGCAAUCUUCCAUAAUAUACGUAACUUUGUCCAGUUCCAAUUAAGCACGAGUAUUGCUGCUUUGUCAUUAAUCACACUUUCAACGUUGAUGAAACUUCCUAAUCCCCUUAAUGCAAUGCAAAUAUUGUGGAUUAAUAUUCUGAUGGAUGGACCACCUGCUCAAAGUCUUGGAGUGGAACCUGUGGACCCAGACGUAAUUAGACAACCGCCACGUAAAGUCAAAGACACAAUAAUCACAAAGAGUUUACUCAUUUAUAUUUUAUUUUCAUCGUUCAUUAUAGUUUCAGGAACGUUGUGGGUUUUCUGGAAAGAGUUGAGUGACAAUAAAAUCACUCCCAGGGACACAACAAUGACUUUCACCUGUUUUGUAUUGUUUGACAUGUUCAAUGCACUUGGCUGUCGUUCACAGACCAAAUCAAUAUUUCAAAUUGGACUUUUUACCAAUCGUAUGUUUUUGAUAGCUGUGGGUGGGUCUCUUGUCGGUCAGUUAUUGGUCAUUUACUUUCCACCUCUUCAGGCUGUCUUUCAGACAGAAGCAUUAUACAUUAAUGAUUUUAUUUUCCUCAUUUGUCUAACAUCUUCAGUAUUUGUGAUGUCAGAGAGCAGAAAGCUUAUAGGAUCAAUGUGGGAAAAGAAGAAAAAAGAAAUAUAUUUUGCAGAUAAUAUUGUAUAGUGACAUUUUUUCUAAUUUGUACAUAAAUUAUGGAUGUUUUGAUAUCAACAGAAACUACAAUUAAAUUAAUUUACAUUGCAAAAAAAAUUCAUCAAA
Octopus bimaculoides (California two-spot octopus) is the source of this 3032-nucleotide messenger RNA. RefSeq names its product calcium-transporting ATPase type 2C member 1. Gene Ontology annotation, biological process: calcium ion transport. Gene Ontology annotation, cellular component: membrane. Gene Ontology annotation, molecular function: ATP hydrolysis activity; P-type calcium transporter activity; ATP binding. The record is from RefSeq and is a predicted model, not a curated record. Lineage: Eukaryota; Metazoa; Mollusca; Cephalopoda; Octopoda; Octopodidae.